AUGGCCCCACAGCCCAACGGAACAGCGGAGGCACCCAUCGAGGUGUCUGCGAUACCCACUGUUGUUGGAAUUAACUUCGGCAACUCCUACGCGUCGAUCGCGGAAGGCUCUGCUGAUUGCAUUGCCAAUGAGGAUGGCGAACGUCAGAUUGCCUGUGCCGUCUCGUUCCAUGGGGAGGAAGUGUACAUCGGCAAUCAGGCCAAGCACCAGCUGGUGAAGAAUGCGCAUAACACGAUCACAGGUUUCCGUAACCUACUUGGCAAAAAAUUCUCUGAGAUCCCAUCAGACAAGCUGCUAGUCUCUGCUCCUGUCAUUGAGCACCCAGAGCAGCCGGACGUACCUGCAUAUAAGGUACAAGUCCUGCAGGCCGCCCCCACACCUCUGCUCAAGACUGCAACGAACACUCCUGCCGCGUCGAACGCUGCCACGCCCCGCUCGGAGCCCACGCCUGCCGAGCGUAUUUUCACAGUAUCCGAAGUCACGACCAUCUUCCUCAAGUCGCUCAUCCAGUCUGCGGAGGACUUCCUUGGCAAGAAGGUGCAGGGCGCAGUGAUCAGCAUCCCUGCGUGGUUCGAAGACACGCAGCGUGCGGCGCUCGAGAAGGCUGCGGAGGAUGCUGGCGUAAAGGUUCUUCAACUCCUCGAGGAAGCCGGCGCCGUCGCUGUGGCCACUGCCUCAUCGCCGGGCCUGAACCAGGACCGCACGCAACUCGUGGUCGACCUCGGCUCAUCUGCUCUUGAGCUCUCACUGCUCUCUAUCAGACAGGGCCUUGCCUUUUCGCUUGCGACGCUCUCGGACCCAACCGUCGGCGGCGACGCGAUUGACGGCAAACUCAUCAAGCACUUCGCCAAGGAGUUCACCAAAAAGACGAAGACGCCGCUUACCGUCUCGCCUGCGACGGAGGCACAAGACAAGCGCGCAGAAGCGAAACUGCGUCUCGCAGUUGAGCAUACGAAGCGUACCCUGUCAGCGUCCCCCGGCGCAGCAACGUGCUCCGUCGAAUCGCUCAAGGACGGGCUCGACUUUACCGGCACGAUCACGCGCCUGCGCUUCGACAUGGAGGUACGCACAGUAUACGAUACCGUGUACGCGCGCGUGAAGGAGCUUGCAGAGCGCGCGAAUGUCGAUCUGUACGACAUCGACGAGAUUGUGUACGUCGGUGGCUCCGCGAGCCUGCCCGGGCUCGACGAGACGCUCUCGCAGGGCUUCCAGGAGUCCGUCGUGACGCCGUUCACCGCAGGCACAGUCUUCGGUGGCGGUGUGGGCGACCCGACGGCGAUUCUCGCGCGCGGAUGCGCAGUGCAGGCGAACCUCGUUGCUAUGCUCGCGGAGGGUACCGAGGAGGAGCGCGAGGUGAAGAGCGCGUUCGCAAGCGGGAGCAAGUGGACGCAGGCAAAGGCGACGUCGAAGACGGUCGGUAUGCUCUUCCCCGAGGAGAACGCGGAGGGCCUGCUGGGUGGGCAGUGGGUGCCUGCUGUGCUGAAAGACACCCCUGUGCCUUGCCGCCGCACCAGCCGCUUCGAUGUGGAUCUCGGAGAGGGGGGUGGCGAGAAGCGCGUGGGCUUCGAGGUAUGGGAGGUCAAGGAGGGCGUCAAGAUCGAAAACGUGAAGCCGCCGAAGGACGAGGACAACGUGCCCCCGGAGGAGGGCGAGGAGGAAGAGGAGGAAGAAGAGAUCGAAGUGAAGGAAAAGACGCUGGAGAAGGACGCUCUCCUGACGUCGCUGGUAUUUGCGGCGAAGGAAGCGAAGAAAAACGGAGGCCGAUGGACUACAGCCAUCGACGUGCAGUUCGUCGUGGACGACCAAGGGGGUCUUGAAAUCAGUGCUUGGGAGAUCGGCCCCUCUGGCAGGGGCGAGAAAACGACGGUCAAUGUACCUGCAUUGUAGACGUAACAUGUUAGAUGCAUGUCCAAUUCGUGUAGCUGGAUAUAGAGUUGCAGCUUGCUUUCUACCGCCUGCAACGGUUUGCGCUCC
Molecule: messenger RNA, 1974 nt
Organism: Postia placenta MAD-698-R-SB12
Lineage: Eukaryota; Fungi; Basidiomycota; Agaricomycetes; Polyporales; Adustoporiaceae
Exons: 4
Coding region: 1-1887 (628 amino acids)
Biological process (GO): protein folding
Cellular component (GO): cytosol; nucleus
Molecular function (GO): ATP binding; ATP-dependent protein folding chaperone
Source: RefSeq, a predicted model, not a curated record